UCUCUCUCUCUCUCUCUCUCUCUCUCUCUCUCUGAUUCUCUUCUCUGAGAAAAAUCUCAGUUCCUCAGAGCUCUCAGGUUCUUUUAUUCUUCUUCUUCGAUUUUAUCUCCCAAAUCUGCAUGCUCUCGAUCUAAGACUACCACAUUUUUUUUUUUCCGAUUCAAAAAAACAUGAAUGUUGCUUCGUAGUUUUAUGAUCUGAGAGAGAUCAAAUCCGUCACCGGAGAAAAAAAUGCGGGUGAAGGAGUUGCAUCCACUUUGUUGUAUUACUUUAGAGAGUCCACACGGGAUUAAUAAUAACCAGUCACCGGAAGAACCGGUGACGACGGCUUUAACUAGGUCAAGGAGUUUACCGGCGAAGUCGUUGAUCGGUGGAUCCAAAGUGGGAUCGGAAUCGGAGACUGUAGCUGGGAUCUUAUAUAAAUGGACUAAUUUUGGUAAAGGAUGGAGAUCUAGAUGGUUCUUACUCCGUAACGGAAUCUUAUCUUAUUCUAAGAUCCGUCGACCGGAGAAUUUGAAUCUACUAUCUCCGUCGGAUGAUGUGAGGUUAAUCGGAGAUAUUUCCGGUGAACGUCUUUCGAGAAUGGAUAGUUGUAGUGGUCGCCGGAAACAACAAAAAACCGUCGGCAUUGUUCAUCUUAAGGUUUCGUCUUUCAGAGAAAGCAAGUCUGAUGAUAGAAAGUUCUAUAUAUUCACAGCAACCAAGACCCUUCAUUUGAGGACUGAUUCUAUAAGUGAUAGAGCGGCUUGGUUACAAGCAUUAGCAUCUACAAAAUGCAUCUUUCCUCUCCGGUCGCUUAAUGGGGAUUUCUCCUUUAUACCACCAAAGGAUUUGUCCAUAUCAACUGAGAGGCUAAAGAAACGGUUGCACGAAGAGGGAAUGAAUGAGACUCUUGUAAAAGAGUGCGAACAGAUCAUGCUCUCAGAAUUUUCUGAAAUGCACGGACAAGUUAAACUUUUACACGAAGAACGGUCGAAUUUGCUUGACGCAUUGAGGCAGCUGGAGGCAGCUAAUCUCGAAGUUAGUGCAUCAGGGAAACAUGAGUUUUCAAGCCUAGGACGUGGAAAGUAUAGUGAAUGCAGCACAACUGCUUCAUCUGAUGAUAAACAAGAGUUUGAGGAUGUGUCUGAGGAAGAUGAACCUUCCUUCCAUGACACAAAGGAGUUCUUUAAUGAACCUAAUGUUGGUUCUGAAUCAAAUCUAGCUAUUUCUGGACACGCGGAUAUAAAGAGAAGAACGAAACUUCCAGAUCCAGCUGAAAAAGAGAAAGGUGUCAGUCUUUGGUCUAUGAUCAAAGACAACGUUGGAAAGGAUCUCACCAGAGUUUGCCUCCCUGUGUAUUUCAAUGAACCAAUAUCAUCCCUCCAAAAGUGCUUUGAAGACUUGGAGUACUCAUAUCUUCUGGACCGAGCAUAUGAACAUGGAAAAUCCGGGAAUGGUCUCUUAAGAGCCUUAAAUGUUGCUGCUUUUGCUGUCUCUGGAUACGCUUCCACUGAAGGCAGGCACUGUAAGCCCUUCAAUCCUUUGCUUGGAGAAACCUAUGAAGCCGACUUUCCUGAAAAGGGGAUUCGUUUCUUCUCUGAGAAGGUCAGUCACCAUCCAACUGUUAUCCCCUGCCCCUGUGAAGGUAAAGGGUGGAAGUUCUGGGGUGACACUAACCUCAGGUCAAAGUUUUGGGGGAGGUCGAUUCAAGUCGAACCUGUCGGAGUUUUGACUCUAGAGUUUGAUGAUGGCGAAGUGUUUCAGUGGAGCAAGGUAACAUCAACUAUAUACAAUAUCAUACUAGGUAAACUCUAUUGUGAUCAUCAUGGUGUGAUGCAAAUCCGUGGGAACCGCCAAUAUUCUUGUACGCUCAAGUUUAAGGAGCAAUCCAUUCUUGAGAGAAAUCCCCACCAGGUAAACGGUUUUGUAGAAGACGUAGCUGGGCAAAAAGCGGCAACAAUAUUUGGUAAAUGGGAUGAUAGUCUUUACUAUGUUGCCGGUGAUGGAAUCAGCAAGUCGAAAGUCAGUGAUCCCGCAUCAAAUGCCUCGUUACUGUGGAAAAGGACCAAGCCACCGCCUAAUGUCACUAGAUACAACUUAACCUCGUUUGCCAUUACCCUAAACGAGCUAACACCUGGUUUGCAGGAGAUACUUCCUCCUACAGAUUCUAGGCUCAGACCAGAUCAACGGCAUCUUGAGAAUGGUGAAUAUGAGAAGGCGAACUUAGAGAAACAACGGUUAGAAAGAAGGCAAAGAAUGUCACGGCAACUUCAGGAAAGCGGAUGGAGACCGAGAUGGUUUGAGAGACAAGGUGAAAGCGAAACCUUCAAGUACACGGGUGGUUACUGGGAAGCACGAGGGCACAGAAACUGGGAUGAUUGCCCCGACAUCUUCGGGGAGUUCACAGAAGAGCUAGCGGAUUCCGCUUAGAAAGCUUCUUAAUAUCAUUCCAGGUUAUACAACUCAUCCUACCAGCCAGCAAAACAUUUAAACUGUCCCUUAAAUGUUACAAUAGAAAACCCAAACCACCAAAACUAUAGUGGUUUCGAAACAAAAACAUCGAUUUUGAUAUUAAGUAUUUCGUUUCUUGCAUCCAAUCCUUAAAAGAAGAUCUCCAUCCGGACCACAAUGGAGUUGUUUACACGGAAGCACACGUCUUUGGACCAUGGAUCAAAAGCUAUAAAAGGUGUCCUCCUUGUGUCUUAGAGAGUCACUGUAAAGUCUUAUCUCCUUCUCUCUCCCUCUUCUCUUCAAUUCUCUAUCUCCCUCGUUAAAUAGUUGAGAUUAAUGUAGGUUGGUCUUACAUUUGAACAAUUUCCUUGUAAUCCAUUUGUAUUUAAUUAAAAAAAAAGUGAGCAAUCUCUUACUAAUAAAAAAGAUAGUUUGAGGCCU
Molecule: messenger RNA, 2874 nt
Organism: Arabidopsis lyrata subsp. lyrata
Lineage: Eukaryota; Viridiplantae; Streptophyta; Magnoliopsida; Brassicales; Brassicaceae
Product: oxysterol-binding protein-related protein 2A
Cellular component (GO): cytosol; membrane; intracellular membrane-bounded organelle
Molecular function (GO): sterol binding
Source: RefSeq, a predicted model, not a curated record